UCCCCAAUUUCUUCACGAUCGAAACCCUAGAAUUCCACAAUGUCUAUGCUGGUGGACUGCUCCAAUUGCCACACAUCGUUGAAUCUACCUCCAGGAGCCCGAUCAAUAAGGUGUGCUCUAUGUCAAGCCGUUACUUCAAUCGCUGACUCCACUGGAUCUUCUCUUCCGACGUCUCCUUCCGGUGUUCAUCCGUUUCCUGGUUUGGCAGCGCAUAUGCCUUCACUAUCGCCUUACAACCAUGAUCCGCUGUCUUUUUCCGGUAUGUCUCCGUUUCCUGGUCUAGCGACGGAUAUGAAUUCACCGUCGCCUUACAACCAUGCUCCGCCGGGGCCUCCGCCGUCCGUACAUGGCAGGAAAAAGGCGGUGAUAGUCGGCGUAUCGUAUAAGUUCACCAGACACGAACUUAAGGGAUGCAUCAAUGAUGCUAAAUACAUGAAACAUCUUCUGAUUAGUAGGUUUCAGUUUCCUGAAGCUUCCAUUGUUAUGCUCACCGAAGAAGAAACAGAGAGUAGCAGGAUCCCAACCAUACGCAACAUGAGGAAUGCACUCUCGUGGCUAAUCCAAGGAUGUCAACCAGGAGACUCCCUUCUCUUCCACUACUCCGGCCACGGUUCACGGCAGAGGAACCGCAACGGCGACGAGAUCGAUGGUUACGAUGAAACCUUAUGCCCCCUGGAUUUUGAAACACAAGGCAUGAUGAUCGACGAUGAAAUCAACGCAACAAUCGUCAAACCUCUUCCUUUUGGCGUCAAACUUCAUGCAAUCAUCGACUCUUGCCACAGUGGAACUGUCGUAGAUCUCCCGUUCCUUUGCAGAAUGAACAGUUCAGGGCAAUAUGUAUGGGAGGAUCAUCGUCCUAAAUCGGGCAUAUGGAAGGGUAGCAGUGGAGGAGAUGUCAUAUCGAUUAGUGGAUGUGACGAUGAUCAAACAUCUGCGGAUACAUCGGCAUUAUCGAAGAUCACGUCCACGGGAGCGAUGACGUUCUGUUUUAUACAAGCUAUAGAACAUGGAAACGCUUCUACGUAUGGAACCUUGUUAACUUCAAUGCGUAACGCUAUACGUAAUGGAAGAAGAGGGGUUGGUGGCGUUAGUGGUGCUGCCGUGACUUCCGUCUUUGAUAUGUUAUCGGUCGGUGGCGGAGGAGGUGAUGGUGGUGGUGGCGGCGGCUUGACCACAAGUCGUGGUUUCGGUCAGGAACCACAAUUAACUGCUUGUGAGCCUUUCGAUAUGUAUACAAAACAAUUUUCCUUAUGAUACCGAUAACUUGCGUACAGGAUUCUCCCAUCUACUCUUCAUUUAGUUGUUUGUAAACCAUUAAUAUAUGUUGUAUUGGACCCUUCAUCGAUGAUAAAUUAAAUACCAAUUUAUGAUGUUAACGAUUAGAAAUAGCCCUAAGAAUGAGCAUCAAAUUGCAAUCGAGAACGGUGAUUUUGAUAUUACGCCCUGUUUUCCCCCAGAUUCAUUCACGGAAUCACCUACUCUAUCGAAUUCUAUUCACGACUGCACUUUUCCGCCAAGAAACCCUUGCUGUUUUUUCUACUUCAUUACUAGCAUCACUUAAGUAGCUCAUCUACAUCCAUCUCCUAUUCAGCAAUUGCCUUUCCUUGUCUUGUCCUCCCUUCAAUCCAAUUAUCUCUCCCCAGCUCUUUCAAGGGUUAAGUUGCCAUCAUCAGACUAUCUCCAGACCACCAUUGCUGGCAUUAUGGUAAAUUGGGUCUACACCAAAAAGCGAUAAGAGAUGGAAUUCACGGUUUCUAGAUGCAGGCAUACAACAAUAGAAACAUGUACGAGGGUAAAUUUCAACAAUGGUAAGUUCUCCUGCUUGUGGGGUUUACUACCAUUAAAUGAGUAGAUGAGACAUAGGUAACCAGGUUGUUGGGAAUUAUGACGGCCAUGAGGUUGAGAAUGGGCAACCGUAUGGGGGGCAAAAUGUCGACCAGCGUUUGAGAAAUGGGUUUGGGUGUAGGUUCUAUACCGGAGAUGUACGGUCAGAUGGGAAAGCCAUGGAUGUGUAGUUCAUACAGGAAUGGGGACACACACUGGAGAAUAUUUUGCAGACAACAUUGCAUGGAUUUGGGUCUACAGCAUGCAAACGGGCAUAUAUACGAAGGAUGAUGGCACAAAGGAUGAUGGCAGGCUUGGUACGUAUACUUUCAGAUAUGGUGAAACCUAAUCUGGUUACUGGCACAACAGCAUCAUUGKUACUACAAGUUCACGAAGGUCAACACAUCAAGUAUCUCCUAUUUCCGUCUAUACUUCUAUGGUUCUAAACAUAGUCCACAUAAAUGGAACUACUGUUUCUGCUUGAUGUCAGAUUGUAUAUUAAUGGAAGCUAAUAAAGCACAACGAGCAGCAGAGAAAGCAUAUGAUGUAAGCCAAAGUGGAUGUAAGGGUUAACAGGGCGGUAGCAUCCACGACAGAUCGCCCAGUGCUGUUAGAGUUGCUGCAGCAAAGGCAGUGCAAAAUAACAGCCCAACAGAAGUAACUGUGAUGAUCCUAAUAACAACAUCUAUCAUAUAUCAAACCAACUGGUUCCAAGAGCCUAAU
Cynara cardunculus var. scolymus (artichoke) is the source of this 2547-nucleotide messenger RNA. Its product is annotated as metacaspase-1-like. NCBI's taxonomy places the organism in Eukaryota, Viridiplantae, Streptophyta, Magnoliopsida, Asterales, Asteraceae. The coding region runs from base 40 to 1254 and encodes 404 amino acids. The record is from RefSeq and is a predicted model, not a curated record. Gene Ontology annotation, molecular function: cysteine-type endopeptidase activity. Gene Ontology annotation, biological process: proteolysis. The transcript has 5 exons.